Molecule: messenger RNA, 2541 nt
Organism: Rhizoctonia solani
Lineage: Eukaryota; Fungi; Basidiomycota; Agaricomycetes; Cantharellales; Ceratobasidiaceae
Product: glycosyltransferase family 17 protein
Exons: 13
Coding region: 1-2541 (846 amino acids)
Biological process (GO): protein N-linked glycosylation; N-acetylglucosamine metabolic process
Cellular component (GO): membrane
Molecular function (GO): beta-1,4-mannosylglycoprotein 4-beta-N-acetylglucosaminyltransferase activity
Source: RefSeq, a predicted model, not a curated record
AUGAGGAACUUUCUCGAGUACCUUGCAAUCGAACUGCUCAUACGUAUUCUGCAUUUUUGCAAUGACUUUCGAUCUAUUCUACGCUUCUCUAUGACUUCGUGGAAACACUUCCAUUUAGUUUGCGACUCGGCUAGCCUUCAGUUACGGAUAGAGCUUGAUGUGAACAACAUGGAUAUAGUUGACAAAAAUUUUGAUUGCGUUUCUGUUUUGAAGAACCUGAGGCGGUAUCAAUCUGCCCAGAUCAAUCUGAAGCCUGUGAGAAUUUUGCACAAAUUCAUUCCAGCCAGGGGAUUUUAUCGUGAGGCACGACCUCAUGAAGGCAGCAUCUAUAUGCCCAUCGAUUCAGAUUCUGGUCAAUGGCAAAGGAUCACUCUUGAUGGUUUAGAGUCCCGCCUCACCAUGGCUUGUGACGCUCCCCACUUUCAACCGUAUGCGCUUGAUCCCAGCCAGGAUCUAGCAGUCAUGGUACCUAAGCAAUCUGGUCAUAGUACACCAUCGUGGCGUGAUGUCGAAAUUCAUCUUUGUUCAAUCAAGUCUGGUCGAGCUCAUCCACUUGCUCUAUACUCAAAGUUCAAAGUUACUCCCCGCUCGGAUGUAGGAGUCUCUUGGAGGCUUUUUAUAUUUGAUGACGCCUGCAUCUUGAAAAAUCGCCUUGUUGUGAGGCUCGAUUAUUUUAGUGAUUCGUCUGUGCAGGUGCUAUCCGAUAUCGUGACUUGGGACUGGACAACCGGGACUUUGCUCCAUCGGAUAUCACUUCCAGUCGAACACUGCCGCCAUACAUUCCUGGACGAAUCACACUUGGCUGUACAUUCGAUCAUUAUACCUCGAUACAGAACCCCUGAUGACGGGCCUUCGACGCUCCUAUCGAUUUACCCAUUAUCGACGUCUUCCCCUGCAUCGAACUGCACUGGUCCAAACUUUCGCCUACAAUUCGCCUCGACUCUCUCCCCACUCAUAGAGUUUGCAUUUCCAGAGCUACUAGAAGGCGUGUCACUAUACUCACACUCCCAUAAAAUCUGCUCUACCACUAUACAACGGUCUUUAUUACCUGGGUUUGUUUACUCCCUUGCCGUCACUUUAUGUCUCAGCAUAACUCUGGUUGGAGAAUCUGAAUGGCGCCGUUUUGAUAUUUAUGUCAGCGGCAGCAAACUGCGUGGGCAUCUAGACUUGGGAAAAUCUGGUAUAAUACCUUGGGAGGAAUGGGGAGAGGAUGCAACUCGGUGGUUGGAAGACUACGGUAAUCUUCCUCAUGAGUUCUGGACACCUCCCGGACCUCGAUACUUUGAAAUUGGACGAGCUAAGACACGAUCUUCCGCCGGAAGCAUAGUUACGAUUGACUUUCAUGAACUACCCUUUCGGCGUUACCUGUGCCGAGCGUCAGUAUAUGGUAAUAAAUAUAGGGUGUUGCGUAUGGCCGACCAAACCAAGGUUAUCGAUAAGGAUAACCCAAGUAUUGUCGACGGCUUCUUCAAGCACCCAGUUGUGUCUCGUCUUCCGUAUAUGAUCACGACAAAAGGGUGGAAUGAAAAACAAUGGGGUACAUGGGUGGUAGAUGGUGAACACCUAAUUAAGAUGAAUCCUUGGAAGUACAGAAAAGCUGUCGCCUCAUCUGAUGAUAUGGUCACCAUUCGCCGGCGCGUAGUCGCCAUCCUUGUUGCUUUGAUUAUUUUUGUACCCGUGGCUUUAUAUUAUCGGUAUCAAAUACAAAACACGAUAUCGUACGCGUCACGACCCCUUUGGGACAAACCUGAAGGGCCAGCGAACAUUAUUCCUCACUUUCAUGCAUUGGGGCUUGAGCCAUCGCCUGCGAUAUGCAAGUUGCAUGAAACUGAACCUCGCGAACAAGAUCGACAGGUGUGGGAUGCAGUGUUAUUUAGCACAGAGUUGGAUCUGCUAGAAGUGAGGUUGAACGAGUUGGAUGGAGUUGUGGAUCGGUUCUUUGUGGUCGAAAGCGAUCGCACCUUUACCGGGAUACCAAAGAAGCCCGUCCUUCAAGAUGCCCUCCUUUCACCCCAAUUCGCCCGCUUCCGACCCAAAAUUACAUACCAACUCCACCCAGGCCGAGUCCCCAACAAGGGUGAAUCUCCGUUCAACGUUGAACGAGAACACCGCCUUGCAAUGACGAAACUCAUCAAUUCGGCCAUCUCGCUGCCGCUUACCGCUGCACCGCUUGUGAUUAUGUCUGAUGUGGACGAAAUUCCGGCGGCGCAUACCAUUGCGCUUGUAAAGAAAUUUUCGAGUGGCCAAGUGGGUGGAGGAGUUGGCGAGCGCAGGUGGAAGAAUGGGGUCCUAAGAGUCAAUACGUGCAUUCGUAUUCAAAGGCCCGGGGUGAUCACAUUUUAUGGGAUGCAGGGUGGCAUUGUAGAAUUUGUGACCAAGAUGCGAGGGUACUCUCAUGCGGAUCGAAUCGGCGGCGACAUGUCGCUUCUCGACCCCAAGCGAAUCCAGGAGACGAUUUGUUCAGGACGAGACAUAUUCAACAUGUUACCCGAGGCAUACACGUACAAAGAAAUGUUCGAACUCAUGCAUCCAGAGCCGUAA